AUGUCAUUGUAUCAAUCAAUCUGCAUAAAAGAGGAUGAACGGAAGGCGAGAGAUGAAUGCAAGAAUACCGUGAUAGAACAGAAUCAAAUCAGGAGAGUGUUAAUGGGAGGAAAUGUUAAAUUAGAUGUUGAAAACAAGAGUUCUAAUACUUCUAAAAAGAAAAAUUCAGAAACAAAAUCAAAAAAUUCUCAAAAAAAAUCCGAAGAGGUAAAAACACAUAAUAUACAUGUUGUAGAAGUAGAACCAGAUGUGAGAAUGGAAGAAAUAAAAAAAUUCUGGAAAGAAUCCAAACAUGUGGGUCCUAUUAAAAAAACUCGUCAUGGAAAGCAUUUGCCUGAUUUCCCAGAUGAAUAUUAUUUUUCUGAAUUAAAAGAGAUAGAAGAUGAAGAAGAUGACUUUGUAGAAUAUGAUGAUUCAAAUUAUGAAUCACUUAUGAAUUAUGGUUACUUAACUAAUCUAAAUUUUAGCUCACUUGAUUUAACAGAAGAUAUUUCUGAUGAUAAACUUGAUAAUAAGGAUAAAGAUAGUAAGGGAAAAAAUAAAAAAAACGAAAACAAAAAUAAACCAGAAAAGAAAAGUUUUUUUAAGAAAUUUCAAGAUACUAAUUUUAUAUAA
This is a messenger RNA of Plasmodium gonderi, 615 nucleotides long. RefSeq lists its product as hypothetical. The coding region runs from base 1 to 615 and encodes 204 amino acids. The record is from RefSeq and is a predicted model, not a curated record. The transcript is spliced from 2 exons. Lineage: Eukaryota; Apicomplexa; Aconoidasida; Haemosporida; Plasmodiidae.